AUGGCUCGCGAGGAGCUCAUCUCCUCUGCAGUCACCUGUACGCAUUCUGUCAAGUCCCUUAUUCUGAGCCGGAUCCUCCAAGAUCCCUCAGUGGCCUCCGCGCCCUUGGACAAAAAGAUUGCUUUCCUGCAAUCCAAAAACCUCACGAAAGAAGAGAUUGAUAUUGCUUUUGCGAGAACAGGCGAAGAGAAAACUUCUACGCCCGUCGUGUCGAAUCAAACCGGCGGAUAUGCACCCCAGCAGCCUCGACAGAUUGCUGUGAAUCAGGGCUAUUCCUAUGGACCGAAUUCAUGGCAGCUCCAAGCACCUCCGCCAGAGCUUCCCAGACGGGAUUGGCGAGACUGGUUCAUCAUGGCGACAGUGGUUGGUGGUGUUGGUUACGGUCUGUACGUUGUAGCAAAGAGGUAUAUCGCGCCACUGAUAGCACCUCCAACCCCACCUCAACUACAACAAGACAAAGAGAGUAUCGACGAGCAAUUCUCGCGAGCAUUCGCACUGCUAGACCAGUUAUCAUCAGAUACAUCAACACUAAAGGCCACAGAGGAUGCACGAACGGAGAAGCUGGAUACUACUCUACGAGAAGUAGAGGACGUAGUUACAGAACUGAAAAGCUCCUCUCGUCGACGAGACGACGAAACCAGACGUAUUGCCGAGGAAGUCAGAAAUCUAAAAGACGGAAUUCCGAAGGCGAUUGAAGGCUCAAGGGAAGGAAACGAAAAGCGCCUCAGAGAGCUGGGCGCGGAGUUGAAGAGUUUGAAACUCUUACUCGGGAACCGCCUGGGCGCCAAUCCCAGUGCUGGUGCGACCCUUGCAAGCCCAGCCUCGCCAAAUCCGGAGACAAAUGGAGCUUCAACUGGCGCUCAAGCACCACCAACUAACCCCAUCUCCUCCCCCGCUCCACCAAACUUCUUCGCAUCAGUACCUGCACCUAAAGAUCCAUCGAAAAGUCCAUUCGCUUCACUAGGUAAACCCGCAAGCAUCCCUGCGUGGCAAAUGGCUGCCACAAGCAAGUCGAAGCCUGCUGCAUCGACGCCCCCAUCCACCGACGAUGUUGAGGGGAGCUCUAGUGCCGGUGCAGAUACUACUACAGCCAACGCCCCCCCAAGCUAG
This is a messenger RNA of Uncinocarpus reesii 1704, 1110 nucleotides long. RefSeq lists its product as uncharacterized. Gene Ontology annotation, molecular function: signaling receptor binding. The coding region runs from base 1 to 1110 and encodes 369 amino acids. Gene Ontology annotation, cellular component: peroxisomal membrane; peroxisomal importomer complex. The transcript has 5 exons. NCBI's taxonomy places the organism in Eukaryota, Fungi, Ascomycota, Eurotiomycetes, Onygenales, Onygenaceae. The record is from RefSeq and is a predicted model, not a curated record. Gene Ontology annotation, biological process: protein import into peroxisome matrix, docking.